AUGAUUUUGCAGACGAAUCAUGCGUCAAGUCUAACAGUUACAAAUGGUAAUGGUUCGACAUUUAUAACAAGUACACCAUCUGAGUUACGUACGCGAGGGUCAAUUACAUCCGAUUUUGAUACAUCAUCUAUAUUAGACAGCGUCUCGUUAAAUAAUAUGUCAAUGAAUAAUGAUUCACAUGAUUCUUCACAUCUCGAGCUGAAUACUGGUGAGAAGAAAGAUCAUUCAGCUGUUAUUUCUACAAUUGUUCCUACACCUACACCAUCAGAAGAAAAACCACUUAAAAAGAAAGAAAAAAGACCUCAUUUGUCCACAAAACAUUCACCACCACCCGAUCCAAUUCCAUCUAUUUCUAUUCCAAGUAAUAAAAUAAUAGUAACAACAGCUCACUCUCCCACAUCACCCACAUCUCCAGUCUACAAUAGUCGAAGUUUUUCGGUCACUGGUGACGAUAUCGAAGCAGCAUUUGACGCUAUCGCUACAUACAAAUCUGAACAUCAACCUACUUCAACGUCGGAGAUGUUUCAUUCUACGUAUCAUAACAACCAUGAUUAUGAGAUAGCCACACCUGAUGCUAUAUUCGGUUUGUCAUCAAUACCAGAAGAUCAUGAUGAAAUACGUUCAUCUAUAUAUGAUACAAAAAUAAUAGCAGACGAACCUUCAACCAACACGAAUCCCGAUGAUGUAAUCGAAGAAAUUGAUUUCGAUCGUUAUUUUAAACAGAAACAACAUUCGAUAGCACCGAACAAAAUACAAAACGAAACACUGUCGAAAAAACAAGAAAAACAAGAAAGUUCAAAACGAAAAGGAGCCGCACCACGUAAAGAAGAACCUUUGACUGUUACAUCGUUACCACCAAAGUCUGUCCGUGCAGUACCCGAAGAAAAAGUCGCUGUGAAAGAAGCACAAAAAACUUCAACAAAUAUUUCUGCAGAAGGAGUUGUGAAAAGACCAGCUCCUGUCAAAGAAGUUCAACAACAAGCACAGAUAAAAAUUGAACAAUCAUCACCAAAACUAUCACACAAUAACACCGAUUCCAUUGAAGAUGAUGAUGAGGAAGAUGAUCAUUCAGUAGAUGAUGAUGUCAAUGAAAUUGUGUCUAAAUUAGAGAGAAUGUCGAGUAUGCGUUCAUCAGUGAAACGAAAAGUACAGCCCAAAGAAGAUAUUAUGCAACAAAGUAUUGAGACUUCUGCUAUAUUACCGUUAUUAAAUGAUAAUCGUCCUUCUCAUUUAAUUUAUUCAAAUCGAUAUGAUAAUAAUAAUAAUAAUAAUAUCGAUCAAUUUAAUGAUGAUGACAUUCCGACACCAAAUGCGGAUGUCAUUAUUAUCGAUGGUCCGAUGAAGUACAGUGAUCAAAUACCAUCAUCAUCUUCGGCGUUUCGUAAUAAUCAAGAUAAAUCGGGUCGUACAGGAUUACCCGAUAUUGUUAUUGAACAAAAUUCACGUCAAACACAAAAUCAAACACAACAACAACCAGUGAAAAAAGGUGGUCUAAAUGUGUUAGGUUAUAAUAAUGUGAAUUCAGCGAUUAUACAACCUAAAAUAAGAAAGGAAUUAGAAUAUCUCGAUCGUGAAGAAUUAUUACAUCUAAUAUCCCAUCAAAAUGAUUUAGUAAAAAAGAAAGAAAAUCGUCUAAAAGAUUUAGAAGGAUAUGUUGACGGUUUACUUAUGAAAAUACUAGAACAAUGUCCAACAAUACUUCAAGUAGGAGCACAAUAUUGA
This is a messenger RNA of Didymodactylos carnosus, 1722 nucleotides long. The record is from the annotation of a GenBank genome assembly. NCBI's taxonomy places the organism in Eukaryota, Metazoa, Rotifera, Eurotatoria, Philodinida, Philodinidae.